AUGCAGCUGGUAGACUCGGAGGAAAGUGCUUCGUGGUUUGUAGACAACUUGGUUCAGAAAGAUGGAAGCUUGUACAUAUUUUCUCCUUUUGAUCCCCUAUUUCUACUUCUUCCAAUUUUGGAGAAGCGAAGGAAAAAGACAUCAGAAUCCCCUGGCAUCUUCCUUACGUUGGACGAUCUGUUGCACGAUGAAACGUACAUAUCAUUGACUAGGCUACACGGCCUCAAAAAUCUGCCCGAGAAGCUCCUCGUUAUUUGUGACUCUAAUGUUCCGGCUCCAGGAAUGCAGUUCUUCAGAUUGAACGAUGAUAAAACAUUGUCAUGGUUGAAGGCAAAGGCUACACGAUUGUUGACAAGAUACAACGACUAUCAAAUGUUGGAAAGGUUUACAAGCGGCGAGAAACACAUGGAUGAGACUCAAAAACAUGACUCGCGAUUACGGGUUGUCAUCCGCAUACUGGGUGACUGUCUUCCACCGUCUUGGAUUGAAAAACUAAGAGAAUCUUAUGGUUUCAAAGACGAACAGGAAGCAUCAGAUUAUGUCUACUUUGAUAACGUGGUGAAGCGACCUCUUUCACAGAAGAAUACGGCAGACGCCGAUCAUCCUACCGCGAAGAAAAAGAAGCUAACGGUGGGCCAGCGCUCAUUAGCGAAAGCAAAUAGAGAAGGAAUGAAAAGUAUAUCCAGCUUCUUCAAAAAAUAG
Molecule: messenger RNA, 702 nt
Organism: Spizellomyces punctatus DAOM BR117
Lineage: Eukaryota; Fungi; Chytridiomycota; Chytridiomycetes; Spizellomycetales; Spizellomycetaceae
Exons: 8
Coding region: 1-702 (233 amino acids)
Biological process (GO): RNA catabolic process; ribonucleotide metabolic process
Cellular component (GO): ribonuclease H2 complex; nucleoplasm
Source: RefSeq, a predicted model, not a curated record